Molecule: messenger RNA, 1288 nt
Organism: Lymnaea stagnalis (great pond snail)
Lineage: Eukaryota; Metazoa; Mollusca; Gastropoda; Lymnaeidae
Source: the annotation of a GenBank genome assembly
GGAGGUGCAUGUGUAUCAGCCGGAGGUUCAUGUUUAUCAGCCGUAGGUACAACUACAUCAGCCGGAGGUGCAUGUGUAUCAGCCGGAGGUUCAUGUUUAUCAGCCGUAGGUACAACUACAUCAGCCGGAGGUGCAUGUGUAUCAGCCGGAGGUUCAUGUUUAUCAGCCGUAGGUACAACUACAUCAGCCGGAGGUGCAUGUGUAUCAGCCGGAGGUUCAUGUUUAUCAGCCGUAGGUACAACUACAUCAGCAGAAGGUGCAACUACAUCAGCCGGAGGUGCAGCUACAUCAGCCGGAGGGGCGGCUACAUCAGCCGGAGGUGCGGCUACAUCAGCCGGAGGUGCGGCUACAUCAGCCGGAGGUGCGGCUACAUCUCGCAGGGUCGCGUCUACCACAGGCGGAGGUUCGCCUGCAUGAGGCGGUGGCCCCUCUUGCAAUGACAUCGCCUCUUUCACCUCACCAACGGCGUGUCUGCCCUUGUUCUGAUUAAGUUAAUCCAUCCCUCACACCUCAACGUCGGAUGUGGGUCGUGAAGUAAUGGCUUACAAUUCAAGUUUCACGGCCGAAUUUGCAGUAAUGUUUAUAAUCCUUAGAACAACCUUGCGACACAAAUGAACGUAUCCAAUAUCACCACAACGAAGAUUGAAUCCAAGUUCAGAAUCCUUGAGAAAACGUCUGUGGAAGAGCUAUUGAUUCAUUUCAUAAGUUUCCCGCAAAACAUUGCUGACAGAUACACACUUGUGAUGAAUAAAUCCACAUAAAUAAAUAUAUUUGAAGAUAUGUCUGCUUCUACGCGAGACUUAUUAUAACGAGCAUGGUAAGGGGGGGGGGGGGCCUUCGGGUCUAGAGGAUCAACGACACGCUAAUGAUAUUUUACAAACUCUACCACAAGACCUGCGGGGAUUAAGAAUACAGACGCUUACAAUAUGUUACAAAUCUGAAUCCUUAACACAAGAGCUCCGGCUCAAAAGAAUUAAGACGUAUAAUAAUUAUAAUCUCUAACACAAGUUUCGACAUUCUGCCCGAUGCAUUAGACUAAAACCAUGUAACAACCUUUGCAUAUAAAAUUGUGUUUUCCGAUCAGCGACUCAAUCUUUAUGAUACCUACGAUAGGACAAGCCGCGAAACGUUAGAUCAAGUGUUACUUUUAAAACACGUCGCCACUACUACGCAGGGUCAAGAAAUAAGACAAGACCAGAUAUGUGAAAGGAAGCACACAGUGUCACUGAAUAAACCGGAUUGUAUUACCGACUGCACUUUAACACACGCGUUAUUUUCACGGACUAAU